AGGCCGCGCUGGCUCAUGGUGCGGAGCUGGGCGGCCAGCGCUCCAGGCCAUGUUCGUUUCCAUCGCCUUCCCCCGUCCGCUCCUCUCGACUGGGCGUAAGAGUGACCUUUCGCCGGAGGGACCUUUCGCCGGAGUCCCUCCCGCCCGGCCGCGCCAUGGCUGCCUGCCGGAGGCCGCACCCGCCGAGCCCGCUCGCCACUGAUAGCGACGCCGAGCUGGCGGGGCUCGCCGCGCGCAGCACCGCCCGCAGGCAGGCCGCCGCCGCAGCGCUGGCCGCGGCCGCGGCGUCGCUGGUGCUCCUGGCGGUGGCCGGGCGCGGGGGAGCUCCUGCGGGAGCCGUGGCCGCCGCCUGGCCCGAGGUCAUCGUCAAGGCCUCCGACGGCCGCAGCGCGUGCGUCCUCUGGGGGGACCUGGCGGUGCGGCACGGGGCCGCGAACGCGUCCUUCUCGACGUGGGACAAUCGCAGCGACGUCACGUUCGUCUUCGAGGGGGAUCUGUGGCUGGUCCGGAUGGACGACGUCCAGAUUCAGGCCCGGACUGGCAGGUUGAGCGAUGGGCAGACGGAGUACGUUAACGUCCUUAAAGAGAUUGCCAUCGGUGGCUCUGCCUUGACGGGGAACGUCCUCCACAUCUCCGCGACAGGCGUAACAUGGCGUAAAGCUGACGGAUCGGAGGAGUCCAUCCUCAGUGACCUGGACACCGAGUUUUCGAACGAGCUCGUCGAGGCAAAAAGGGAUAAUUCGGGGGAUGCCGUCCUGCCCGAUCGCGAGGGCGCCAAGUUGAGUGUGGUGCACGUGAGGCUACCACAGUCGGUUGAGCUAGAGGUCUAUCAAUGGCCUGAGUCCGGUGGCCACUUCAUCCACGUCAAGAUCAUUACGCCGUUGGAAAGCACUUAUUCGGGCAUUUGCGCGGAUAGCACAUUGCCAGGAGUAGGGGUACCCAUAUCAGCAAGCCUGUUCCUCGCAUCCAAUCACAGCCGGAGCUGCGCAGCAAAGGAGUCUGAAGUUCCUUGGCCUUACGGGACGGGUGAUUGUUUGGCAUCUGAAGUACAGCUUGCCAGCUACAGCGCCAUUGACAAUUCAAUAACUUGUGGAUUCUGCAGGCAAAAUAUGUUCGUUAAAUUUCUUGGGGAUCUUGCCAAUCAAGUGAAGAAAUUGAAAGGGCAGGAGUGUUUCCAAGGGGUGAUAUACGGAGUGGCAUUUGGUUCUAAGUAUGAAGCGAUGUUAGAUACAACCGACGGUGCGAUGGUUGAUCGGCUUCUCCAGAUUCACCAGCGAUGUUUUUUUUAUCGGAGACUCCUACGGCGAGUCACCGACGGCCCCUACCCUUUCGGAAGCGCCUAUGUGGCCGCGCGUUGAGGCCAGAGCUCUGCCAAGCUAGCGGACCAUGUGUUCCCCGAAUC
Messenger RNA from Prorocentrum cordatum, 1402 nucleotides. Lineage: Eukaryota; Dinophyceae; Prorocentrales; Prorocentraceae. The record is from the annotation of a GenBank genome assembly.